This is a messenger RNA of Chrysochloris asiatica (Cape golden mole), 576 nucleotides long. RefSeq names its product allergen Fel d 4-like. Bases 1 to 576 code for a protein of 191 amino acids. The record is from RefSeq and is a predicted model, not a curated record. Gene Ontology annotation, molecular function: small molecule binding; odorant binding. NCBI's taxonomy places the organism in Eukaryota, Metazoa, Chordata, Mammalia, Afrosoricida, Chrysochloridae. The transcript has 6 exons.
AUGAAGCUGUUACUGCUGUGUCUCGGCCUGAGUCUAGCCUGUGCUCAUGUGGAAGGAAAGCCUAAUGUUGUGAAACACAACAUUAAUAUGACCAAGGCUGCAGGAGUCUGGUAUUCUGUUCUCUUGGCCUCCGAUGACAGGGAACAAAUAGAAGAAAAUGGUAGCAUGAGAGUUUUUGUGCAAUCCAUGGAAGUCUUGGACAACUUUUCUCUGUACUUUGAAUUCCAUACCAUCAAAGAUGGAAAAUGUACUGACAUUAAUUUUGUUUGUGACAAAACAGAAGAAAAUGGUGUAUACAGCGUCAAAUAUGAUGGAUACAAUACAUUUAAAGCAGUUGAAACUAAUUAUGACGAGUAUAUUAUGUUUCAUCUCCAGAAUGUCAACGAUGAACAUAAUUUCCAACUUAUGGAGCUCUAUGGCCGAGACAAAGAUCUAAGUCAAGACAUCAAGGACAGGUUUGUGAGGUAUUGCAGACAACAUGGGGUUCCUGAGGAAAAUAUACUUGACCUGACCACUGUUGAUCGUUGUCUCGAGGCACGAGAUGAGAAAGAGACCCAAGGCGAGGAAGAGGCCUAG